UGUCGCGCCAAAUAAACCUUAACCGCCUAGCCAUGAUUCUCCGCCCAUAUAACUCAUCCUCUAAUAAUCCUUCACUCAUCUUCCUCCAUCUAUAAUCUCUCUUUCUCCUUCCUCGAUUACACAAUGAUGACGCCGGUGAAGAAAACUGUCGCCAUAAGGCCCGUGGAGUUCUACGGAAACGGUCUUCCCCGUCCUCGUUUCUUCGAUACACCUAAGUUCAACUCUCACCGCGUCGAUCCGCCGCUCUCUGUGCUCGAUCCUCUUCUCUCGUGGGCCAGAGAAGCUCACUGGUCCAUGGGCGGUCUCAACUUCACGCGCCUCCGUCUCCAGGGCCGGAUCGAAGGAAACGUCGACAAGCUACGCGCUCAGCUCGAGAAAUCCAGUCCGUUGAAGAAGAGAUCUCGUUUUGAUUCUCCUCCCGCAGCUCCGGUUGCGGUUAAACGAAGGAGGUACAUAGAUCUCAACGACGACGAUGAAGAAGAAGAAGAGAUCUGUUUGGCUAGAAGAAAGCUCUCUGAUGAUUUCGAUAGAGUCGCUGGAGAGAGUAACUCCAAAGCCAAUAAGAAACCGAUUGAAUCAAAGUCGAUCGUGAAGGAUAAGAAGAAGAAGACAGAGUCAAGCUCAACGAGGUCGUCUCCAAGAUUAGCUAAGCGUUGUUCAAGUUAGUUUUUCUAGGGUUUAGAUUCAAGAGUAUAGUUAGUACUAUUUGGAUUUCUUAUCUUCUUAUAAAUAUGAUUACUCUAUGAAUUUGAGCUAAGUAAAUUUUUAUUAU
Molecule: messenger RNA, 772 nt
Organism: Brassica oleracea var. oleracea
Lineage: Eukaryota; Viridiplantae; Streptophyta; Magnoliopsida; Brassicales; Brassicaceae
Exons: 1
Coding region: 124-666 (180 amino acids)
Source: RefSeq, a predicted model, not a curated record